This is a messenger RNA of Exophiala viscosa, 531 nucleotides long. Its product is annotated as RmlC-like cupin domain-containing protein. The transcript has 5 exons. Bases 1 to 531 code for a protein of 176 amino acids. The record is from RefSeq and is a predicted model, not a curated record. NCBI's taxonomy places the organism in Eukaryota, Fungi, Ascomycota, Eurotiomycetes, Chaetothyriales, Herpotrichiellaceae.
AUGGAAACACCAACCGUCCCCAUCAACUUUGUGCCAGCCACAGGCGGUGAGACUUUCAAACUUGGGACCAUCACCAUCCGCAUCAUGGAGGACGGAUCAAGGACAGAUAAUCGGAUAGGCAGCGCCGAGUUCACCGUGCCACCUCACACAUCUGGCCCGCCACCUCACUGGCAUGAAAUGCAUGACGAAACUUUUCUCGUAACGCAAGGCACCCUGCGCUUCCACGCGCUCAACGGCCAGACCGUCGAUGCCGCAACAGGAGACUACGUGACGGUUCCCACGCGAUCUCCUCACACAUUCAGCAAUCCUUACGACCAGGAGGCCAAGUUCUUCAACACAUACACCCCGGCUUUCUAUAUCAAUUACUUCAAGUUGUUGGCGACGAUGAGUGAGGCUGGCAAACCAAUGAGUCCGGAGGCGAAUAAGAGGGCUAUGGCGUAUUUUGCCACGAUUGGUGUGGCGGAUGAUGAGAUGCUGGUGGACAGGGAGCAGUUCUAUGGGAAAGGCAGUGCGAAGGCGGAGAAGAAGUGA